Messenger RNA from Penaeus indicus, 6175 nucleotides. Its product is annotated as kinesin heavy chain-like. Gene Ontology annotation, molecular function: microtubule binding; ATP binding; microtubule motor activity. Gene Ontology annotation, cellular component: microtubule. The record is from RefSeq and is a predicted model, not a curated record. Gene Ontology annotation, biological process: mitotic cell cycle; microtubule-based movement. The transcript has 18 exons. NCBI's taxonomy places the organism in Eukaryota, Metazoa, Arthropoda, Malacostraca, Decapoda, Penaeidae. The coding region runs from base 417 to 3293 and encodes 958 amino acids.
CCCAGGCUGCACCGCGACAGAAAAUGGCCGUGCUGCUGUAGAGGAUUUUCCGAAGGGCGUAGCUGCUGUGGGCCUUGUGCGACGCGUUCCUUUGCCCCGUCCAUGAGGCACCUCAGGCCCUGCUGCUAGUGCCGGCGUCGACGUAGUGCUCGGGGCGGUCUGUGGGCCUCCUUGCAUGCCGGGGAGGAAGAGCAGAGGGAGAUAAAAAGCAAGGGAAAAGACCGAGGAAGAAAGGGGGCUUUCGAUCGGGAUCCACCCAGCGGCUCACACAGCUGACUUUGUCCAGGGAAGCGGCUGGGGAGGGAAAGGACCCCCAGCGAGAGGAAGGACGUCCCCCUCGCCCGGACCAAUGACGGACCAAGGGAGGCCUCGGCGCAGAGAUUAAGUGGUAAAAGUGCGAGGGAAAAGGGGCCACCAUGUCGGGCGAGGACGUGGAAAAGGGUAAUGAGGACUCCAUCAAGGUGGUGGCUCGGUUCCGGCCACUGAAUGACUCUGAGGAACGGGCUGGGUCCAAAUUCAUUGUCACAUUCCCACACAGCAAAGAUGACUCGCAAGUCAGUAUAGGGGGUAAAGUCUAUCAGUUUGAUAGCAUUUUAAAACCAAAUGUUACUCAAGAAAAGGUAUAUAAUACAGCAGCCAGAGACAUUGUUAAAGAUGUCCUCAACGGCUACAAUGGAACCAUAUUCGCCUAUGGUCAGACCUCUUCGGGAAAGACCCAUACGAUGGAAGGUGUCAUUGGUGAUCCAAAUCUUCAGGGCAUCAUACCUCGCAUCAUCAGUGAUAUCUUCAAUCAUAUCUAUAACAUGGAAGAGAAUCUGGAGUUCCACAUUAAAGUUUCCUACUUCGAAAUCUAUAUGGACAAGAUCCGGGAUCUCUUAGACGUGUCGAAAGUGAAUCUGGCUGUGCAUGAAGACAAAAACCGGGUACCUUUUGUGAAGGGCGCAACCGAACGCUUCGUGUCGUCUCCUGAGGAAGUUUUUGAAGUCAUUGAAAUGGGCAAGAGUAAUCGUCAUGUAGCAGUUACAAACAUGAAUGAACACAGUUCAAGAAGUCACAGUGUCUUCUUGAUUCAAGUGAAACAAGAGAACAUUGAGUCUCAGAAGAAACUUCUUGGAAAACUGUACCUUGUGGAUUUGGCUGGUAGUGAGAAGGUUAGCAAGACUGGAGCUGAAGGUUCAGUUUUGGAUGAAGCCAAGAACAUCAACAAAUCGCUCUCAGCUCUUGGUAAUGUGAUCUCCGCUCUCGCCGACAACACCAAAACCCACAUCCCCUAUCGAGAUUCCAAGUUGACUCGUAUCCUUCAGGAAUCUCUUGGAGGCAAUGCCCGAACUACCAUCGUCAUCUGCUGCUCCCCUGCAUCCUUCAACGAGGCAGAAACCAAGUCCACUCUUGACUUUGGUCGAAGAGCUAAGACUGUGAAGAAUGUUGUAACUGUCAAUGAAGAACUGACAGCCGAGGAGUGGAAGCGUCGCUAUGAGAAGGAGAAGGAAAAGGUGACUAAGCUCAAGGCCCAGUUGGAAAAGAUGGAACUUGAGCUGGGAAGAUGGCGUGCUGGUGAAUCCGUCAGCUCGGAUGAGCAAGUGACUAUUGACAUGGAGGCCUCGUCUACUUCACAACAACUUAGCCAGAUUCUUGUACCCACGACUGUAGCAGUUGAUGGCGAUGCAGCCGAAUGGGCAAGAGAAAGAGAACGUUUGUACCAAAAUCUUGAUGAGAAGGAUGACGAGAUCAACCACCAGUCGCAGCUCGUUGAAAAGUUGAAGGAACAAAUGCUUGAGCAAGAAGAGCUAAUAUCAUCAACAAGACGUGAUUACGAGUUGCUGCAGUCGGAAAUGACCCGACUCACAGACGAGAACGAGAAAGCCAAGGAGGAAGUCAAGGAAGUGCUUCAGGCCCUCGAGGAACUUGCCGUCAACUAUGACCAAAAAACAGAAGAGGUUGAACGCAAGAGCAAAGAGAAUGAAUCGCUCUCAGAAGAAAUUGUUCAGAAACAGACAUCGCUGAAUUCAGCCACAUCAGAGCUACAAAGUGUAAAGGAUUCACAGCUCCAUCAAAAGAAGCGUAUUAAUGAGAUGUUGGUGUCACUUCUGAAAGACUUGAAUGAAGUUGGGACCAUCAUCGGAACGUCUAAUGAUGCAAUGAAGAACUUGGGAGAUGUUGAGGGUAAAGUAGAAGAGGAGUUCACAGUAGCAAGGCUGUACAUAUCCAAAAUGCGCUCAGAGGUCAAGAAUUUGGCACAACGGUGUUCCACUCUGGAGACCGCACAGUCUACCUUCCGCGGGCAGAUCGAUGAGCGCGAGAAGGAACUAAAUGAAUGCAAACUGCUGAUCACUCAACAUGAAGCCAAGAUGAAGAGCCUCUCGCAGUCCAUGAAGGACGGCGAGAGCAAGAAGCGAUCUCUCGAGGAACAGGUUGAUUCCCUGAACGAGGAGGUUGCUCGUCUGAAGGCCGUGUCUAAAGUGUCUGAACAAGAUGGACACAUCAAGGAAGUCUUGGAGAAACAGAUUGAUGAGCACAGAGAACAGCAUCAGAAACAGUUGACUACCUUGAGAGACGAGAUUCUUGAGAAGCAGCAACAGAUUGAUAACUUGAAGGACGAGAACCAGAAGCUGACCGUCACAGAGGAGCAAGUGAAGGCAGAGUACGAGAAGCUCAAGGCUGAGGUUGUUGAAAAGACGGAGAAGUUGAAUGAGCUGACAACCAUUCACGAGCGCAAGGAGCAAGCCCGCCAGGAUCUCAAGGGGCUGGAAGAAACUGUGGCCAAGGAGUUGCAGACAUUGCACAAUUUGCGCAAACUCUUCGUGCAAGACCUGCAGACCCGGGUGAAGAAAUCUGCUUCCGGCGAGGAGACGGAUGAGUCAGGUGGAUCACUUGCCCAGAAGCAGAAGAUCCAGUUUUUGGAGAACAAUCUAGAUCAACUUACCAAAGUGCACAAACAGUUGGUCAGAGAUAAUGCUGACCUUCGUUGUGAACUUCCCAAGCUUGAGAAGAGAUUGAGAGCCACGAUGGAGCGAGUAAAGGCACUUGAAACUGCCCUGAAAGAGGCCAAGGAGGGAGCCAUGAAGGACCGCAAGAGAUAUCAACAAGAAGUCGACAGAAUCAAAGAAGCUGUCAGGCAGAAGAACCUAGCACGCAGAGGCAACGCAGCUCAAAUAGCCAAACCUAUUCGGGCUGGCCACGCCCCUCAAGUGAACCAUGCUAGCACUCCUGUGAUUCGUGGUGGCAUGCAGCCCUACCAGCCCCCAGCUGUCCAGAAGAGGGCCAUGACCAGUAGUGCACACAUGGGUAGAUAACUCCAAUUAAAUUCGAGCCAGUCUUCAAGUUCCUUCAAUGGAAAUGAUCCCCAAGUUACGUUAAGCUACUGCUGGGUCCUCUCUUGAUCUAUUCUUUUACCAACUCAAUCUAAAACCACUCAUUCUAGUGCACCCUCCAUUGAUCUAGCUAGGAAAACUGCUUAGGGAGAAGUUAAUGAGUUCAUGUUUAGAGCCUUGGAUCAUUAAUUGUGUUGAAUGUCUUUUUGCAGAUGUAUUUUUCCAUGGCAUUAAGCUUUUGUAACUCUCUUGGAAGAGGAAGCAAUACAAAGAAGUGUACUCCACAUCCGAGUGCAGUUUGAUAUGCUGUUCGUUUUGUCUUUGCCUUGUAUGUAAUAAGUUGAUUGGCGUUCUUAUUGUGUUUCAUUACUUCAUGAUUGUUUUGAAAAAUUCGAAAUUUCUUUAUCAGAAGUACAAAGCAAGGCUUAGGAUUGGUGAAUCAUUACCAUCUCCCAAAAUCCCUCAAUUUCUGCCUAUCUGACUGUAUUCUAAGAGUCCAAACGAAAAAGCUUCUAGGCAAAGUAGUAGAGCACAAAGUGAGGGACACCGCUGAUUGGUUGUUGAAGAAGAGUGUUGUGCAGGCUUCCUCUGGAGUAAAAAAAAUAAAAUAAAAAGGAAAAAAAAAAGAAAAACAGUUAACAAAAAGAAAGGUUCAGGUGUUGAAGCUUGCUGUAGCAAAACAGGGAAGAAAAAUACCUUCAUGGAUUAUAAAAGAGUUGUCCAGGUAUUAUGAUAAUAGGUAUUUGUAAUAACAGCAGUGUUGCUGGAUAUAUAUUUGUGUAUGUUAAUGGAACAUCAGAGAAAAAAAAAAGCUUUAAGAGGGUUGGGCAUGGCUGUCAUACUUCAAAUUUGCUUUAAACUACAAUUGUGCAAUGUCUCCUCAUUUUAUAUUAUUGAGAUAUACUGUAAUAAAAUCCUGAACAUAUGUUUGUACUAUACUGUAAAGUCUCGUUUCAAAUCAUUUAUUUAAAUGUUUUGGGAGAGGAAUACAACAAAAGAGCAAACUGUAUUGAUAUCAGUAUUUAUGAAGCUUUGGCAGCUCGUCAGUGAAAAAGUUUCUUAGCAUUGGCACUUAGGAAUUACUUGAUUUGUUUCAUCAUUGGUUUAAUGGGACCUUUUAUUUUUUAUCAUUGAUUUAUAAGAAAUUUUAAUGUGAUUUUGCUGCUGAGUUCUCAUAAUAGCUGAAUAGAUUCCACUGAAAAAUUUUAUUUGCUGCUUUAGUAAUCGUUCAGUAUGUUUCUUUACUUCAUUUCUUUUCUUUUCAAAAAACAACAUAGGUUUUAAUUUUGUGGGAUUCUGAUAUUUUGGAUCUUGAGAUAGACAGAUAAGAUGAAUGUAGCAGGUGAAACUUUUUUUAGUUUUAGUUUUUAUUUGCGCUGAUAGACUAGAAAUUAGUGAUUAUUUGAGGCAUUUACUUUUGAUAUGACGCUGUUGCCUAAUGCAUUUGGGAAAUGAUAUUGUUUUCAAUCCCACAAGAUUAGAUGGGCAAUACCAUCAAGUACAUAAACCUCAUAUAGGCUAUGUCUUAUUCAGAGAGGAUGUUUUAUCUAGAUGGUUGAUUGAUGAUAAAAGCUUAUAUGAAUUCUCUGAAUAAAGUUUAUGACUAUAUAGUUGCUUAUUUGAAAUACAAUAGUCUCAAGUCACCAUUUGUUACGUCCCUCACCUGUAGUCCAGCCUUCACUUCUUCGGUUAGGUUGAGUGAUCUCUCAGCUUGAAUAUGGAAUACGAGAGGUUCUACAGUGCCCUUAUCACUUUUUUGUAUUAGAUGUAAAGUUAGUCAGUGGAAGUUUUUUUCAUUAUCUGAUUUAAGUCCAUUCCUGGUGGAGAAUGUUUUAUUAUUUAAUUUGGCUAAUUUAUUUAUUCUUAUUUUACUUGUGUAGUACGAGAGCAGCUACAUUUAGUUGAUCCUACUAUUGAUAUACUAUUUAUCCUUGACAAGAGUUAAAGCACUCCAAGGUUAUAGAUCAGGUUGGCACAUCACAACUCUCAGCUCAUCUAUGAACACUCUACCUUGCUGCCAAAACAAAAAAGUUCUUUUUUUACCUCACAUAUCAAACUUAACCCCUUAGUGUGUAUUGUACCCAACUGUAUACAUGCAUAGUGCCAGGGUGGCCCAGUAUGAUUACAUCAUUACAACUCUGCUUAUACAGAGGUAUUAAUGUAGGGUAAACAAUACCAGUUUAGUGGGAAGGUUUCCUCCUACUCUGCCGUAUUCUUUUAUCGAAGAAUAUUGUUAGAGUAUCUUUGUCUUUACCUACCAAACAUGACUUCCAGAUGCUUAUUAAAUGGCAUACAUUCUCUUGUAUACUUUGUAAUUGUUACCAUGAAUAUCUUGGUAUGCCAAAUUGAAAGCCAUAGAUCAUUGAUAUUUCAAUAGGGGCUUGCAAGGUUGACUGAGUAAAUAGGUGACAUCGUGUGGAGAUGCACAGAGCUUCAAGCUGCCUGAAACCAAGGAAAGUUGGUGCCACCACAUAAUCAUUGACUCUGGAAUAAUCUCUAUUUUAGCUUAUUUCUAUAGCUGCUAGAAACCUCAAUUCAUGAAUUUGGAUCUGCAUCUGAAAACUUUCAGGUCAGUGGGAACAUGUGGAGGAAAGAAGGCAAUGCCCAGAAUAUGCAAGAUUCGUAAAUUAUUGCACUAAAUUUGCUGCCUCAGCUUUAUAUGCUUGUACUAUGAAAAGGUACCACAGUAAAAUCACUAAUAAAUGUGCCUUGUUUCAUUUAUACAUGAUGGAUGUAGUAGAGAAGGAUUGCUAAGUAGAAUGACAAGCAUGAUAUACUCAAGAUUAUAGGAUACUGCACACCUCAGAUGACAUAUCAGGAUAUUUAGUAGGAUUGUCAGUUACAAUUAAAAACAAAUCAGUUGA